Molecule: messenger RNA, 2449 nt
Organism: Daphnia pulex (common water flea)
Lineage: Eukaryota; Metazoa; Arthropoda; Branchiopoda; Diplostraca; Daphniidae
Exons: 2
Coding region: 905-1840 (311 amino acids)
Source: RefSeq, a predicted model, not a curated record
UAACGUUAGUUCUAAUUGGACAGCCGUUCGAUGCUGGAGGAAAAGGAGAAAGUGCGCGCGGGUUCAAUGUAAUCAGCUGCUGAGGUACUAUUUUGAUAGCAGUGGCAGAAGUCGGGAGAUUGUUCAACUGUCAAGUAUGUAAUAUUCGCUUUAAAUCAUCAGCCAGCCAUCCGGCCGACCUACAUAAGCCGAGAGAUUACAGACGUGACAGCCCAGGUCUUUUUCCUUUCAAAAGAAUUGGCAGGCAAUCAAAUAAAGUUUGGUACGUAACGGUGACAUGUGCAAUACUCGCAGUGGAAUGGCUGUUUCAUAUCACUCCAAUCCGCAGCAGCAGCAACAAAAGAAGAAAAGAGAAAGAAAGUCGGCCAUGAGGGAAUUCAAUCGAUUGCGUGCCUAUGCGCCACAUUUUCUCGACUAGACAUUAUUGGCCUCGUUCAAUUGUGAAUGGGAAAUAUUUUUUUCAAUGGAUUUCUUAUUGGCCCCAUCAUUUUCAACCAUUUGCAGACAUUAGAAAAGGAUUUAUCAAUGAAACGCCAUCGAUCAAGUCCCCGACGCUGAAAGGCGAAUUUAACGUCUGGAAUUUUGACGGAAGUGACGCCGAGUGGGAAUAAGAAAAUCGAUUGGCUCAUCAUCGAUUGCAAGAUGGGAGGACCGUGAGUUUACCCAAACGUUAUACAAGUCGGUGAUACUUAUCUCAGCAUGACACACCAUUUCUUAUCUGUAAUCUACCGGCCCUAAUCUUACAUUGCGAGAGGCCAAAUGAUAAAAACGGUUUGAAAUUGAACCCCCCAAAAAAUGCCAUUCCGUUAGGAGUUGAGAAAAUGUGAAAGCAGCGAAAGUAGCUGCUCUUGACUAAAACUUUGUGAAUGUCGUGAACUAAUUGUGAUUUUAAUUUCAAAAGCAUAUGGCUCUCAAAUUAUCGAGAUCGGCCUUUAAACGCCUGUGCCUGUUGCCACUGGUGCUGGCCUUCUUAAUUGUCUUCCUGUACAAGUCCAUCUCCAACAUUUACCAAGGUGUCGAGUACACGGGUAAUAUCACGACUGUUCAAACGGCCUUUGAUUUGUUCAAACGAGAGCCGUUGGAAGUUUGCCACAACAUCGAUCUUCUCAACGUUGGCGACCCGCAAGGAAUUGAACUCAACUCAUAUCCUCAGCUCAUUUGCACCGAUCCAGGAUUCCAAAUCGAGGAAAACAACUGUUUGUUCUACGUCAUCAAAACGCUAAAGAGCGACUGGUCGCUGGAGGAAACUGCGGAGAAAAUGGGAUGUCAAGUUUACUCUUUGUUAUUAGCUCGUCCCGAUUCGCCGGAAGAAGAGUUCACUCCAGCACGAAACCAAAGUCGUCACAUCCACAUCUUCCGUCUCGGCGAAAACGAAAAUGUGGGGAAAUUCGUCCAGCACCAGCACAAGAAUAUGAGCCAGCACAAUGCGACAGCCAUUGAUUACAUGAUGAUACGGUUGGGCAGUGGGCAGAGCGAGUGGCAAAUUCUGGCGGAUCUGACGGAGCGGAAUCAGCUGGAUCGCAUUAAACAUCUGUCCGUGGGCGUCAACCUGUGCCCUGAUCGAUCGAGUUUCACAGAGUCGCACUUCCAGUACGUGAUGGACGUCGACCGGCAACUCAGCGACAGGUGGGACCUGAAAUUAUUCGACUUAUCCAACGACGAGGACACUUUUGUGUACAAUCCCGUCGUCAAGGCGAAAACCUACUGCGCCUCCCAGUUCACCUGGAUCAAUCAGCGAUUCCGCCGCAUCGACGACCCUCAAUACCAGCUGCCGGGCAACGAUUCCCAGCACACAGAGCCAGUCACUAGUCCAAAUCUACUUUUAUCGACCAAUCAAUAACCGCAACCUGUUCUCUCUUCGUUCUGUAAUUUUAUUUUUAAACGGAAUUAGUAACAACGUCAAUGUAUCUCAUCGCAGAGUUUUAAAGCUGCACUAUUUUAAUCAAGAAAUCGAAAACCUUAAAUAGUAAUACCCCCCUUUUUUUUUGGUCGAACUCAAAAGGAGCUGGCUCCCAAAUUACGUCGAUUAAACAAGUUAUGAAAUUUCUCAAUAGCAUUUUCUAUUCGUCUGAUUACUUCUUUUUUGUCCUGACGUUUCAGAAUAUUUUCUUUUUAUGUGGCGGCUCAAAUCCAUCGUCAAAGGGCCACAACGGUAAUCUAUAGACUGAGAAUCAUAAUCUACCAAGAAGGGGCUCUAUUUUGCAUUUGCAUCUAUUCACUUAAUACAUUUGAGAAUCACUGCGUACUAUACAAAAGUAGAUGGGGGCAUACGCUAGGCUGUAUAAAAGAACGCGUAUUAAAAAAGGGCUUGGCAAUUUUGGAAUUUAGAAUUAUUCAAAGCAUUUCGACACACAGCAAAACAGCUAGUCCUUAUAGGGAUUCUCCCGAGAUUAUAACUGUAACCCUUUUACUAUUCCGGCAACAAGAAAUAAACUCUUGACAAGACGCA